AUGCGCUCCUUGCAUAAGCGCUCAAAGCUUGAUGUUGGGGCUAUCCAAGCAUCGGAGCCUAUCGCGGUAAUCUCGGAAAACAAGAAACCUGUUCUGGAUUGUAGCCAAUGGCCCCUGCUCCUGAAGAAUGUUCAUCUCAUGAACGUGCGAGAGUGUCACUUCGAGGCUGACACUACAGGAUACUCUCCACUACAUCGACCAAUCGAUGAACAUAUACAAACCGGUGUGAUAAAUCUUGACAAGCCCUCUAAUCCAUCAUCGCAUGAGGUUGUUGCUUGGGUCAAGCGUGCUCUCGGCGUCGGGAAAACGGGUCACAGUGGAACUUUGGACCCGAAAGUUACCGGUUGUUUGAUCGUUUGCAUCGACAGGGCCACGAGGUUAGUCAAGUCACAACAGAGCGCCGGGAAGGUCUACAUCGGUAUUUUCCGACUGCACGAAGCACUGGACAGCUACAAGCGCGCUGUGGAGACACUUUCCGGUGCUCUUUUUCAACGUCCACCACUAGUCGCUGCUGUUAAGCGGCAGCUUCGCGUUCGCACGGUGUACGAAAACAAACUGCUGGAAUAUGAUAAAGAGAAAGGGCUCGGUAAGUUUGUUAUUCAUGCGUUUAUUGGUAGGUGUUAUCCGUGUCACAUAGUUGCGCCGUGUACGGUCAGGAAUAAUGUCCGAAGAGGUAAGGGUGCUUUGGUAACGGCCAAUUUGCAGGAUAAUCUUGUGACAAUGCACGAUGUUUUAGACGCAAAGUGGCUUUACGACAACCGUAGAGAUGAGUCUUAUUUGCGUCGCGUCAUUAUGCCGCUUGAGAGGUUGCUUACUAACUACAAGAGAAUCAUGCUGAAAGAUACAGCGGUAAGUGUUUAUUUCGCCAUAUAUUUCCGGUUGCCAUUGGUAUGUUUUACGGACGACACUAUUGCUUUGAUGACAACUGCAACCAUUGCAACAUGUGAUCAUGGCCUUGUUGCAAAGUUGAAACGUGUCAUAAUGGAGCGUGAUCUUUAUCCUAGACAAUGGGGUCGUGGUCCUGUGGCGUUGGAGCGCAAGAAACUGGUCGCACAGGGACUAUUGAGCAAGUAUGCCAAAUCUAAUGAAGUCCCUCCAAUUGUUGGAACUGCUGCGAAAAAUGUCAAUAUUAGUUUCUCUAUUGUUCUAAUGCAAUGCCUUUUUCUUUUCAGGGAAGAGAGCUCCAAAAAGAAAACACACAAGCGUCCGCCACCAUCUUCAUCCGAAGACAGUGACUAG
This is a messenger RNA of Echinostoma caproni, 1239 nucleotides long. The record is from the annotation of a GenBank genome assembly. Lineage: Eukaryota; Metazoa; Platyhelminthes; Trematoda; Plagiorchiida; Echinostomatidae.